Molecule: messenger RNA, 10616 nt
Organism: Pongo pygmaeus (Bornean orangutan)
Lineage: Eukaryota; Metazoa; Chordata; Mammalia; Primates; Hominidae
Gene: ARL10
Product: ARF like GTPase 10
Exons: 4
Coding region: 107-841 (244 amino acids)
Molecular function (GO): GTP binding; GTPase activity
Source: RefSeq, a predicted model, not a curated record
GGGGCUGGGUGGGUGGGCGCGGCCGCAGCAGUCGCAGAGGGGCCAUCUUCGGCGGGCGAGUGGGCUCGGCCUGUGCAGCCCGCACCUGCGUCCCUCGCCCGGCCCGAUGGCGCCGCGGCCGCUGGGCCCCUUGGUGCUGGCGCUGGGCGGCGCCGCGGCGGUGCUGGGCUCGGUGCUCUUCAUCCUCUGGAAGACCUACUUCGGCCGCGGCCGAGAGCGGCGCUGGGACCGGGGAGAGGCCUGGUGGGGCGCGGAGGCUGCCCGCCUCCCCGAGUGGGACGAGUGGGACCCCGUGGACGAGGAGGACGAGGAGCCCGCGCUGGAGGAGCUGGAACAGCGCGAGGUGCUGGUGCUGGGGCUGGAUGGCGCAGGCAAGAGCACGUUCCUGCGCGUGCUGUCGGGGAAGCCACCGCUGGAAGGCCACAUCCCCACCUGGGGCUUCAACUCCGUGCGUCUGCCCACCAAGGACUUUGAGGUGGACCUGCUAGAAAUUGGCGGCAGCCAGAACCUGCGCUUCUACUGGAAGGAGUUUGUGAACGAGGUGGAUGUGCUGGUGUUUGUGGUGGACUCGGCUGACCGACUGCGGCUGCCCUGGGCCCGACAGGAGCUGCACAAGCUGCUGGACAAGGACCCUGACCUGCCUGUCGUUGUGGUGGCCAACAAGCAGGACCUGAGCGAGGCCAUGAGUAUGGUGGAGCUGCAGCGGGAGCUGGGCCUACAGGCUAUCGAUAACCAGCGGGAGGUUUUCCUCUUGGCAGCCAGCAUUGCCCCUGCAGGACCCAGCUUUGAAGAGCCUGGCACCGUGCACAUCUGGAAACUGCUCUUGGAGCUUCUCUCCUAGGCUGGAGCUCUCCUGCUCGCCACCUGCCUGUCAAGACCACAGUUGUACUGCUGCUGCUUCAUUGCCAGACUGGGCCUGGGGCAGGAGCCACACAGCAGCAUUUCCCUUUUCCCCUCCUUUGCCUCUUAAGAGCAGGGCCUGGGCAAGGCCAAGAACCAUGCAGAAGCCUUCCUGGUGAGGUGGCCGUGAAGCCGAAGCAGGGAGGUGGGUGAGACAGAGGGUGGGGAGGAUAGUGUCUGGCUCAUUCCAGGCUGGAAUGUGGAUCCAGCUUUCCCUUCUCUUACCUGUACAGUGAGAUGCUCAGUGGGCUCAAUCCUCCGCUACAGGUCCCGGUACCUGAGGAACCAGUGUAGGUGUCAGAAAUACUCCUAGAGCCUCAAGGUCUCCCGGUCCAGACUGUUCCCUCCUGGUGACGUCAUGCCCUUCUCAUGUGGGCAGCUUCUGAGUGGUGACACAGCAAGCCUUUGUUCCUGUCCUGCAUUGUCUAGCCCCAGCUCCACCUAAGUGACUUGUGGCCUUGUGCAAUCUCUGCCUCUCUGACCCCAGGGCCAUUAUUUUUAAAGGGAGGUGGUUUCUUAAUUCAGAGAUGCCUUUCCCAGCCACGGGAGUAUGAAGUGCUGGGAUGAACCUGGCCAUCCUAGCAAGGAGCUUUCUGAAGACCUCCCUGCUUUUCCCUGAGCCCAGGCCCGGCCUGCCAGCCUCUCUCGACUACAGAAUAACAUAUUCACCCACCAAACAGAAAAAGUGAAGGCUGGGUUUUUUCCCCUCUAAUCUAGAGACAAGCUGCUGCUCUUGUACUAACUGUGCCAAUGCCCCUGUUUACAAAAGUCAGGGGAAGGAAGGAGCCUGUGUCCCUGGGACGACAGUCAACUGGAGCUAGGUGUUGACCUCAGAACUGCAUUUUAUUUAUUAAUUUAUAAGCGGAACAGGCCAGAGUUCUAGGCUCUGUUUCUAGGUGCUGUUUUCAAAACCCCAGAUGACAGUGAUAGAAAAGUUGGAACUUAGGAAAAUAGCUGGAAUCAUGAAUGACAAUGAGGUAACGUACAGAUGUCAAUGGAGACACAGUUGUAGGUCCGUCUUUCCCCCUGGCUUUGAGGCUGUCGUGGAUAUCAUAGUACUUUACACGGACUCACAUGAACUCAAACACCUCCACUUGGCCCAGGAUGUGGAAAGGUGCAAAUUCCUUCUGGGUAGAUAAGAAAUGACUCUGGGAGAGGAUUUCCCUUAUGUGAAUCUAGGUAAAAAGAUGGAAAAAAAUUGUAUUAUGUGAUCCUAAGGACAGGAAUAGCAGACCAGCCAAUGAGGUGGCCUUGGGUACAUCACUCAGCCUUUCCAGGCCCAAUUUUUCCCCAGUGAAAGCCAAGUUGGACUGAAUUUCUGGAGUUCUCAUCAGUGUACAUUCCAUAGUUCUCCAGUACUUGGCGGUCAGCCCAAUUUAAGGACUGGCUCUGUACUGACAUUUAUUAUUGGUACAGGCAAAGAGGAGCCUGUUGUCCGUUAGGGAGCACUAAAUCAACAACCACAAAUGGAUUUUUUUUAAGAGGAGCUGUGCACCUCAAUUUACUGUCUAGUUGAGAAUAGAGAUUGUGUGCCUUCAUUUCAUUUGACAUUUACCCAGCAUGCCUCAGUUCCACACCGUGACCAGUGUAAGAAGAGGAACUAUGAUAAAAACGGUUCAACAAGCCGCAAGGAGGGUGGGAAAUUCUGAAGUCCAGAAGCGAGUGUGAUCUUUGGAAUAGUGGCUGCUGUGCCCUUGGGCGCAAUUUAAAGAAUCAUUGUUCUUUAAAGUGCUGGUUCACUUUUUGCAGUAAGAAGUGAUUUAUGGGCUCUUACGUAAAAUUUUAAGAAUGACUUGGGUUUUAGAGUAGCCUUUGAAACUUUGCUGGCAGCUUUUCAUUUUGUCAUUGGAAGGGUAAGACUUUUCUCCUUUGUUCUAUGAACUCCUUGUUCUUCAGGGCUUGAAGGUGUUAACAAAAAAACCUUAGACAACUUUAACGAAGUUUAAAAAGUAUGUUCUGUUUUUGAGCAGAAAAAAGAUUCAUGAACUGGGUAGUACUUAGCACCAAAAGCAGUUCAGAAUGCUCAGCCCCACAAUGUGUAUAGGCUACAUUUAUAGCCAGAGAAACGAAAAUAACUUAGAUUGCCUGAUUGGCUGCAGUCUGGCAUUUGCCUUACCUGAAUAUGUUUUAGCAGCCUUCAGCCAAUGACUGACUGAAGGCUUGGCUGCUGUGAUUGGCUAAAAUUCGGCUACUUGUUAGAAGAACAUACUUUUAGGUUAGGUUACGAGUUGUUUACACUUUAAGUUACAAUUCACUGUGUACAGAGGCAGCCUUAGGCCAGACUUAAUUCAGCUUCACAGUGUCCCCCAUUUUGCUCAGCCCCUUAAUUUUGAGAGAUUGACCAAAAUCCCAGGCACUGACACUACCUUCUGUCACUAUUUGACCUCAUUAUGGAACUCACAGUUUACAAUGUUAAAUCAGUUAGAGGAUUCUUUAUGUCUUCAUGUUUCUGUUACUCUAACCGUAAUGAGACCAUUUGAGGUACAAAGGAUGACUGCACUGGUGUAUUUAAGACUACAACACAUCAGUGGGGACCUUAGGAUGGCUAUCAGGAGUGUAAUACCAAGAAACUGGAAUGCAUUCCUUAAUAUGAGUCUCCACAAACCAAACUGAUCGGAAUCAAAGAACUCAAGUUCAGACGAUAAAAAUAGUUCAACAGCAUGCAAGCUCUGUUGCUCAUAGCCUGUUCAGGGUAUAGUGGCAAUUAAGGACAUAGUUCACUAUGAAGUACCUUAAUUGUAAAGUGUUUGAUUUUUUAGUUAGCUUUUGGUAACACAAGCCAUAGUGAUUGGGAUACCCACUAAAAGAAACAUGAAGAUUAGAAAACCUUGAACAGCUAAGCUUGCUGUCUACCAUUCAGGAUGCCUGCAAACCAACCACUAGCUGCUCCUGCAAACACAUUAUGUGUUCCUUUUCCCUGAGAAAUAUCCUUGAUGUGUUUGGUGGCAGUAUCUACAGAAGCGGCAGCCACCACCGCCUUUUUAAGCACUCCAUAGUAGCAGAAUCGGGAAAGAUAAGCACAGCGUUCAGUUUUGUUCAGCACCAUACACAAGCUCCUAGCUGGGCAAAGGAAAUCUAAAGCUGCAUGAAGUUCCAUUACAUGUUUUUGUUGAACACAGGUAGCCUCAUCCAUCCAUCCAUCCAUCCAUCCAUCCAUCCAUCCACCCAUCCACCCAUCCACCCAUCCACCCAUCCAUCCAUCCAUCCAUCCAUCCAUCCAUCCAUCCAUCCAUCCAUCCACCCAUCCAUCCAUCCAUCCAUCUGUGGCUUCUACCCGUGCGAAUCUCUGUGCUACAAAAUUUUUUUCAAUUUAGCAUUAACUUUAAUUUCCAUACAGUUGGCACCCCACUGCCGCCAAAAGUGAGUCCGCAGGAACCCCACUGGAACAUUUGCUCAGUGGAAACUAACUAAUCAUCUGUUUCAAGGUUGGUAUUCAUUUUAGUCUUUGACCUCUGAUUAUGGGGACUUCCAGGGAAAGCUGUUCACAAGGCGAGCGUGAAUCAGGUGAAACAGCAAGACCUGAAGUCAGGACAGAGUAAGCAAAUUACCCACAGACCUAAUAUGUACCCUCUGAAGCUGGAAAGUGGGGGCCACCUGGUAGCAUUUGAGCAGGGGUCACUUCUGUUCCCCCAUAAGUCUGCACAGCUCCUAAACAAGGUCCAGUGGGAAACUUGUUUUUAUGUGGUCCCUUUAUAGCAUGCUGUAAGGGUGCAUAACCACAGCCAGUGAGAAGGGACCCUACUGGAUUUAACCCAGUGACAUUAUAUAAGCAAUCGCUUGGAGCCACAAAGGUAGUUCCCAGGUCCUGAAAAUGUGGUGCCUGAAAGCACAGGUGCAGGCAGUAUUCCUUGCGUAGGCAUUGCCUGGACAGGUUUUCCAUGUUGGCACUUAGGAGUUAUUAAUUGAAAAGGUCAGGGUCCCACUUCCAGUGGGUGUAGGGAAGCAAGCAGUAGUGGUGUUUAGAAUAUCAAGGUUAGCUGCUGGGUGGAUCACGAGGUCAGGAGAUCGAGACCAUCCUGGCUAACAUGGUGAAACCCCAUCUCUACUAUAAAAUACAAAAACUUAGCUGGGUGUGACGGCACGCGCCUGUAGUCCCAGCUACUAGGGAGGCUGAGGCAUGAGAAUCACUUAAACUUGGGAGGCGGAGGUUGCAGUGAGCCGAGAUCGCGUCACUGCACUCCAGCCUGGGAGACAGAGCGAGACUCCGUCUCAAAAAAAAAAAAAAAAAAAAAAAGGUUAGCAUUCCACUCUUCCUUUGGGGUUUCAGGGUGACUCAUUGGGAAAAUGGAGAGAUACUGGCAUUAAUGGAAUCGUUUCCUGAUUUGAGCAUUAAGUCACAAACCCAACAGUAACUCCAGUUUCUUGCUAGAGCAUUAGCCUUUGCUAAAGCCAGCCCCAGAUUAUGGUCCCACGGAUUUUCCCAUAAAGAAAGGGAAAGGAUUUGCAGGCAGAAAAUAGGAAAGAGAGGGAGAAAGAUAAGAUUUUUGUGAUUGCAGUGAAGUCUUCAUCCACAUCUAGGGAAAGCUGUUCAUGUCUAGGAUGUGAUCUGCUUCUGGGGAAAAACUUCCCUAGUUAGCUUUACCUUAAAGUCUCCAACAGGUGCGUAGUUCCAGGAGUCUGGAGAGGUCCUUUUGAGUUGUGAGAUGUGGACCCAAGGUUCGAAGCCCUGAAGUUUUACCACAGUGUGGGUAAUAGAAGAACUUGGUAUCGUCUCUUUCUAUGAGGUUUAAGGGCACUUUUUCUCUGAUACCAUCUCCAGAAGACCUAGUCUCAGGUUACAGAUUGUGAAGGCUUUGAUGGUCCUCUGUGCGUCACAGAAAGUUUAUUUUGUCAAAAUAUAGUGUGACAUAAUGCAUUAUAGCUCUGUAGUAUUUAGUGGUAUCAGCAUUUAGGAGAGUAGGCACUACGUGAAGUUCUGUUAGGAGCACAGGCUUUUAGUAACUAUUUCAUAGGGAUCAAUCUGUGUCUGUCAUAGGAAUGGAUCUGAUCUGCUGACCAAAGGCAAUGGUUGGCUUUCUUUUUCAGAGAUCAGAAAAAAAUGAAAUUCAAAGCCAAUGGUAGUGCCUUUGGCCAAGAUAACCAAUCAAUUCAGUUAAUUUUGCCAAUUUUAGUUUUAAAAUAUUUGUCCUUUUGACCUUUCCAGAAGACUGAGUGUGAAAGGGACAAUGGUUGACCACUGUGUUUCUAACACUUUAUUUAGCUGCUUCAUAGUUUGUCCAAUAAAAUGAGUUCCUCUGUCACUGGAGAUUUUUCCAGAGAUGCCCCAUAAAGGAAACACAUGUUCUUAUAACUCCUUAGCUACUGUCAUAGCAUCAGCUCUCCUACACAAGAAAGCUUCUAUCCAACCAGAAAAUAGGCCAACUAUUACAAGAACAUACUGAUACUUAAUUGAGGGUGGCAGCUGAAUGAAGUCCAUCUGUAAGUGUUCAAAUGGUCCAUGAGGUGUUGGUGGAAAUACACCACUUGGAGUUUUUAUUAUCUUCCCUGGAUUAUGGGUUUGACAAACCAAAUAUUGGUUAUAACCCAUUUCAGCAUUUUAGAGUAGUCACACUAUCGAUAUUUUUUAUAAUUUGGAUCAUUUUGCUCAUUUCAUGAGGAAUUGUGAGGUGCAGAGGUUGUUUUUUGUUUUUUUGUUUUGAGACAGGAUCUCACUCUGUCACCCAGGCUGGAAUGCAGUGGUGCAAUCAUGGCUCACUACAACCUCCACCUCCAGGGAUCAAGCAGUCCUCCCACCUCAGUCUCCUGAGUAGCUGGGACUACCGGUGUGCGCCACCAUCCCCAGCUAAUUUUUGUAAUUUUUAUAGAGAGGGUUUUACCCUCUUGCGCAGGCUGGUCUUGAACUCCUGGGCUCAAGCCGUCUGUCCAGCUCAGUGCUGGGGUUAUAGGGAUGAGCCACCAUGCCUGGCCAAGUGCGAAGCUUUUAACAGUGGAAGUUUCAAGGGCUCAGGAAGGACCAGGGGGCCAUCUAGGCUCUCCAUGAGUUUACGCUUAACAUUAUGUUUACGUCUGUCAGAUAACAAUUUUGGUUUUCCACAUCAGGUGCAUGGCACUGUUAGAUGGGUCAUCAUAAAGGUCAUCAGUCUAGUGGCAUUCAUUCCCUUUGCUCAUCCUAACUGUUUCAGCACUAUCUGAUUUAGCAUGAAAAUCUGCCAGGGCAGUCCCUUGAUAUUCAGGUUCAGCUUUCCAUGUAUGGGCUUCAAUCUUUUAAGAAUUUGUUAUUUUUCACCUUUACUCAAGAUAGCUUGGAACUUAUAGCAAUUUGUGAUGGCAACAGGAUAGUAGCAAGUUCAUCCACUUGAGUCUGUUUUUAACGGGGGCUCCACUAGAAGUGAGAAACCCUCUUUGUUUCCAUAACAUGCCAAAAUUGUGGACUGCAAAGGCAUGUCUGCUAUGUAGAUAGCAUUUUCUGAUUUCCCUUUAGCUGUAUGACAAGCUCAAGUGAGAGCAAAAGCUCUGCAGUUUGAGCUGACUGAGACUGGGAAGAGUCCGCUUUGUAUUAACUCAUUUUGGGUUUUAAUGACAUAUUUUGCCAAAGAAUAAUUUCAAAUGGGGGCUGGGUGCUGUGGCUCACGCCAGGCGUGGUGGCGGGCGCCUGUAGUCCCAGCUACUCAGGAGGCUGAGGCAGGAGAAUGGCGUGAACCCGGGAGGCAGAGCUUGCAGUGAGCCGAGAUCGCACCACUGCACUCCAGCCUGGGCAACAGAGCGAGACUCCGUCUCAAAAAAAAAAAAAAAAAAAAUUUCAAAUGAUGUUGGUCUACUUGCUGAAAAAUGCUGGGUUUGACUGGAAUUUAAUAGACUUUCCACAGCAUGUGGAACUUGCAAAAAAAAAAGUUCAUUCCCUAAAACCAGGUCAGAUGAACCCUUUCCCAAUCUGAUGGUUGCUGCCACUGCCUUUAAGCAAUUAGGGUAUGCCUUAGCUGUGGGGUCUAAUUGCAGCCCAUGCUAUGUGAUGGGCCUGUGCUUCCCAACUAUGUUCUUUUUUAUGUAUGUAUGUAUUUAUGUAUUUAUUUUUUGAGAUGGAGUUGUGCUCUUCUUGCCUAAGCUGGAGUACAGUGGUGUAAUCUCAGCUCGCUGCAAUCUCCACCUCCCAGGUUCAAGUGAUUCUCCUGCAUAAGCCUCCCAAGUAGCUGGGAUUACAGGUGCCCGCCACCACACCCAGCUUAUUUUUUGUAUUUAGUAGAGAUGGGGUUUCACCGUGUUCGUCAGGCUGGUCUCGAACUCCUGACCUCAGGUGAUCCACCCGCCUUGGCCUCCCAAAGUGCUGGGUCAACUGUGUUCUUGAGUAAGAACUCCUAAUGCCCGAUUGUUAUGUUUACGGACAAACAAGGUGAAGGGUUCUGUAUAAUUUGGAAAUCCUAGAGCAACCAUAUCUGUUACUUUCCAUCCUGGUUACAUUUCUUAAUUAGACUGCAAAGUUCUGAAUGAGUCCUUUUUAAAUAGAGCAGUUAAUGCCAUUUCUGUCUCUGCAGGUUUCACAAGUAGUGUUUCUAAAUGAGCGCUAUAAUCUGAAACUGGUUCAUCUUUCUUUUGCCCACAAGAUUAUGUGAUUGACCAAUCAAUUUUUUGUGGAAAAGCCUUAGGGAUUGAAUUUAAAAGAUUUUCGGCAAUUCUUCUAGUUCCUCUUGGCCCUCCUCUUGGGGUUUUGGAGUGGUCUUUAAUAUCCUCAGGCUGUUUCCAUUCUGCUCCUACUGUCAAUUUUCAAGCUUCACCAGUAUCAUGUGAAUAAAUUGGUAAAGAUUAGAGCGUCCUGGAUCAUAAGCUCCUAUGAGGAUUCUCAAUUUUCCAGUACAUUUUUGAGUAUUUUCUCUUGGAUUAGUUAAGUCUUUAUGAUGGCUGUAAGCUCAGCUUUAGACCAUGGAGUAAAAGUGGUUACAGCAGGCAGGCUGGUUGACUAGAGAGUCUCACUUUGUAAGGCAUUUAUCCAACUUCCCCUUUUUCAUUAGCCUCAAGGAGAAAAGGUAACUGAGCAAAAGGGUUACUAUACUCAGAGCAUCGAGGCAAAGAAGAGAAAGAGAAGGAGCAGUCAGGGUUCAUGUGCUGCAUGAGCCUUUCACUUGCGUUUUGUAAAGAAUCUUUUAGGCAAUUUUAGAUUUGUAUAAUCUUUUAGAUGCCUCUGCAUACCGAUUUAAAAUGCAUCCCAUUGUUUUUGUGGAGUUUUUGAUCCUUUCUUUUCUAAUGUGUCCCACAAAUACAGUUUUAUUUAAAGUUUCCUCAUUGUGGCCAUUUUAAUUCUAAGUUGUUCCUAGUAAGGUUAGCCUGUUUUUCUAAAAACAAGUUCUGGGUCCAUAAUUUUGGUUUUUUGUUUGUUUGUUUGAGACAGAGUCUUACUGUCACCACCCAGGCUGGAGCGCAGUGGCACAAUCUCAGCUCACUGCAACCUCCGCCUCCCAGGUUCAAGCAAUUCUCCUGCCUCAGCCUCCCGAGUAGCUGCGAUCACAGGUGUGCACCACCACGCCCAGCUAAUUUUUGUAUUUUUAGUAGGGAGGGGUUUCGUCACAUUGGCCAGGCAGGUGAGGUGAUCUGCCCACCUCGGCCUCCCAAAGUGUUGGGAUUACAGGUGUGAGCCAUCACACCCGGACUUGUUUUGUUUUUUGAGAUAGAGUGUUGCUUUGUCACCCAGGCUGGAGUGCAGUGGCAUGAUCUUGGCUUACUGCAACCUCUGCCUCCCGGGCACAAGAGAUUUUGCCACCUCAGCCUCCUGAGUAGCUGCGACUACAGGCAUACACCACCACACGCCCAACUAACUUCUGUAUUUUUUGUAGAGAUGGGGUUUUGCCAUGUUGCCCAAGCUGGUCUCAAACUUGUGAGCUCAAGAGAUCUUCCUGCCUCAGCCUCCCAAAGUGCUGGGAUUACAGGCAUCAGCCACCACAUCCAGCCCCAUAAUUCUUAUAUAUAAAAUUAGAUGGAGUCCCAGAAGGUGGAGUCCCAGACUCCUUGAAUUGAAACAAGCCCAUUAUCAAAAGGAUAACCUACCCAAUGCCUCUAACUGGAUCCAUCCAGUUUAUUAUGGGAUUCAGUCCAAUCCAGGACCCAGUCCAGUAAAAAUUGCUCAGAUAAACUUGGAGAGCUCAAAACACAAAUUUAUGGAGCUCAGAAUCCUAGGAAGAACUCACUAUGACCUCCAGUUGCUGUGAGGGGUCAGUGGGCACAAUGGGCCCUGGCAGAUACCUUUUUGCGUGGUCACGUGGUGCUCCUGGAGGUUGCUGAAGUUCUACUUUGGAUCCUACUUCUGACACCAAUUUGUUAAAAGAAAAAUUUUAUAGACAAGUUAACUUUAACAGUUUAAUUGAGCAGAAAAGGGUUCAUGAAUCAGGUAGCACUCAGGACCAAAAGCGAUGGUUCAGAAUGUGUGCAGGCUAUAUUUAUAAGCAAAGAACUGGAACUGACAUACAGAGAUAGCCUGACUGGCUGCAGUCUGGCGUUUGCCUUCUUUGGACAUGUUUUGGCAGCCUUCAGCCUAUGGUUGGCUGAAAGUAGACUCUUAGAUUACGUUGCAGGGUGUUUACACAUUAAGUUAGGUUAUAAUUCACUAUGUACAGAGGCAGCUUUAGGCCAAACUUAAUUUACAAAGGUCACCUUUGGUACCAGCAUUAAUUGUUGAGGGGGUCCCUUUUUACCUAAUGAAGAUCUGUCUGUGUCUAAUGAAUAUCUUGUACAAUUUUUAAAGUUCCCAGUUGUGGGAGGUGAACUUGAAGAAUAAAGUUUCAUUAUGUCUA